UCGCGUACCUUAGGCAGCUUCCACCUUGCCGGCUCGCGGCCGUAUGUAACGUGAUUCUCCUCGACGUUUCUGCUCGACGCAGCAUCGGCUGUCGCGAACACUCCUCGUGUCGCGUUCGUUUUGCCUCGCCUCUGGAUGUUCUCCGAUCUCUGGAACAUUACCGAGAACAACAAACAGAACGCUUAAGGAACGGGCACGAACCAGUGGUUCUCAAUUGCUGAAAACGUGCGUCCUAUUCUUUUCCAUCCAGUACAGUUUCAGUUUCAUCGAGCCUCUUGCAACAAGGACGAGAGUUAAAUUUACGUGGAGGAUUAUUUUACUUUAUCAAAGAAUCUCUGAAAGAUUACAGUUGGUCGCCUUGGAUUUCCAUUUUAAGAAGGUUUAGGUGGGAAAGUCUUUGUGAUUUUGUUUCUUUGCGAUCUCGCGAGGUCGAUGGUGUUCGCGGGUAUCGUUUCCAAGGAGAAGGACAGCGUGUCGUUCGCGGUGGAUCUCGGAUACGAAGGAGAAGGUGAGGAGAAGCAGUGGUUAGCUGAAAUUCGGUGGGAUCUGCGAAGUCUAAAUUAAUCUGGAGCCCGUUGUUGUUGAAGUUCCGAACGCGGGCCUGCUGCUAGCCGGUGUAAAAAGAGCGUAAAGUUUCGUACGCGGAAUAAAAAUAAGCGUGAUACGGGGAACCGAGAGAGUUGGAUCAGUUUUUGCCACACGCAGGGUUACACGUGUUGCGCUGCAGAAACAACCGGUAAUUUCCUACUCAGCGAAACAAGUGGCUACUUUUGUUUUGUGUUAGAAGAAAGUUCUCGCUAUUGCAACGGUAUUCUUCCUUCGAAAAAGAGAAAAGAGAACGCAAACUUUCGCCUGCCUCCUUCCGAUCCACACACCAUUGUAUCAUUCCGUUCACGUAUUCUCCAGCUUGGUCCAAGCAUAAGCGAGCAAGCUACAUCGGUCUAAAUUCACCGAAUUUUCGUUUACUUGUUUAAAAUCCUCGAAAGUACGUCGUCCAUAGAUCAACCAGAAAGCUCGACGCAAUAUUUUACCGGUGACUCAGUUCCUCGGCUGUGACAGAUUCCACAGUGUGCGAAAGUGAGGUGUCCCGUCCAUUCCAUUCGUCUGUUAGACGAACAGAUCUCCGAGUGUUCGUCGAAUGGUCAAAUUCGUCGAAUGUGUCCAGAUAGCGAGCGUCUUGGGUGACGUGUUCGCGAGUGAAUCGCCACGCGAUAAUGAUUUAGUGGCUCUCGAGCAAAUGGUUGGUUGUUCGAUUCGUCGGUGGAUGAUCGUGUUUAAAGAGUUAAAAUAAUUCCGCGAAAGUGGUUCGCGUGGCGAAGAAGGAAAAGGACGCGACGAUGGCGGAGCGUCCUGGGGGUAGGAGACGAUCGCGUCGGGACAGUAUGGAGACAAGCGGAUCGUUACGGGGUACGCCGCCGACCUCCAAAGACAGGAGGACUAAACGAUCGAGCAAACCAUCGAAAGAGCGGUGGUUGCUUACUAGAAAAACAUGGCGGUACAUGGCUGACGCCGGUAGACGUUUGAUACCCGAUGGAACGCACAAUAGGCCAGAAGAUAUUCCAAAGAUAGAGCAAUACUUUCAGGAAGUGUGUCAAAAAGAGCCAAGGUUUCUGCUUUGGAGGAAAACUUCCUAUCCAGGGACUUUAAGCUUUCGAUCGCAGAGACGUCGAAGGCAUAUAAAGGGCGGCAGUUGUAGAAUGAAGGCUAGCUCCGCUGACGAGGCUGACGAUGUUAGAAAUCCGCCUCAAAAUUUCAUUUUUCAGACCACCACGGCGGGAAAAUUUGACCUAGCGAAAGCUAAAAGAGAAUGGUUGCUGGCAUCGGAGAGAGGGAGCACUCCAUCGAGUCCUGUAGAGCAUAGGAAAUUCAUACAGGAGGACUCUGAGACUAAAGCACUGGCUGAUAUGUUGCAGAAGUACCUGAACAUGCAAAGCGACGUCGCUGGUGUGACAAAAUCGACAGGAAGAUCAGAAGUGCUUGGGCAGAUGGAUGGAAAAGAACCUUUCGAUUAUCAGAGUUUGAUAAACAAGCUUCAACAAUAUCUGGAUUUGAUGGUUGCCCAGACGAAACUGGAGCAACUUUCGGUCCAACGGUCUUUGCCAACAGUGAAACGCACGGGAAACGUUUCUAAGACCAUGCUACCGUAUCAGGGCGAUUACGUGCACAAAUCGUUGAUGGAAACUAUCGGCCGUUAUUAUAGUAAAUCUGCAACUCGAGAACACGUGAUCUCGGCGAUUCUAACGGAUCGAAAGCUGUUGGAGAAGUUGUAUUUUGACUUGAGGUGCACCAGGGGUUUCAGAGGUCCACGUGCUACCGGCGCUUACACGUCACCGUCUUCUCGUUGGUGGACUCAUCAAAGGACCAGAGUACCGUCAAAGGAAUCCGAAGAUUGGUUUUCGCUCAGGAGAGAUCCUAGUUCCCUGCCACCUCUGAUAGCCGUGCAAGAGCCCAGUACAGAUCGUGGCCCCAUAGACGACGGUGUACAAACAGAACCUGUUCCUCGUGAGGUUCUCGAUGCCAUUCUUCUAGAGAGAGAAAAGGAGGAAUUAUCUAUAAAAGAAGCGGCAAUGCAUAAGUCUACUGGUCGCAGACGAAGCAGCGUAGACAACGACGACGUUUCACCGUCCGUCAGCGACACGAUCAAAAGGUAUCUCCGAAUGGCUAGAAAGAAGUCGAUGGACGCUGACAAAGUGGACAGAUUCAAACGAGUGAACUAUGACAGAAACUUGAGGAACAUCAAGGCCAAAGGAGAAACCACGAGUCUCGGCGAUGACGAUGGCAAUAACAAGGGCUGUCAAACCGAAGACAACUGGGCUGUUAAUUACAGAGAGAUGUCCUCGACGGAGAAUCCAUCGGAGAAUCUGUCAGACGCUGACACGACCACUUCGCCACCGAGUAGAAACGCGAGUUCGAGGAGCAGCAUCGAUGCUGGCCUUGGCUCGGAAGAACCACUGACUCCUAAACAUCAUCAUCAUCAGUCCUUCCUUUCCCAUCUCCUACACGGUUCCAACGCGCACAAGGAUAAACCGCAUUCGGCACCGGGUUCACCGGCACUUACGUCAUCGUCCACCAAUUCCGCAGGUGGCACAGCGAUGCAGAAGAGCAAGUCCUCCAGCAGCGUGGUGCAUCACGGCAGCCGACUGGUCGCCAAGAAGAUAUGGAGGUCCAGAAGCAAGAGUACUUCGAGGGCGUCCAAUCAACCCUCCGUCUGGACACCACAGGGAAAGUGUACGUGGGCGGGCACUGGUGGACGACGUGUCACCCUGCAGGAUACUCCGCUAAGGUCACUGUCAGAAAUCGAGAGGAAGGUUCUAUGCAAGGUAGCUGUCGCGAAACUCCAGGCCCUCAACUUGGGCGUUCACAUUAGGCCGCCGAGUGAGUCACUCGGUACCAGUGCCGUUGCCACCAAGCCCAAAAGAAGAGCACCUUUGCUGAAGAGGAAAGCUCUCACCACUGGUUUCUUUGACAAUAAAGGAAAAGAUGAUAAGGAGAAAGAGUCGUCGGGUGGCCUAGUAUUUGGCAUACCGCUGUCACAGUGUUUGGAGAACGAUAGAAUCGCUAGAAUCGCCGCUGGUGAAGUCUCAGACGUUGGUUGUUUAUCGAGGAACAGCAGACACGGCAGCAGGACGAGCUUCACGAGCCUCAUCGAACCCACUGUCGCGGCUAAGACUGACGAGGGUGGUUCGAACGAGUCGUUGUCGUCGAAAGGCGGAGCUCUAACCGGAAGCGACUCCGGGGUGCUCGAGCUGAGCGAUAGCGGCGGAGGAGGCCCUCCAGGGGAAUGGGACCUGGUUCCAAGCAUAGUCAGACAGUGCAUCAGGCACCUGGAAAGCACGGGUCUUCGGACGCUCGGUAUCUUCCGGGUGUCACCUUCCAAGAAGAGAGUGAGACAGUUACGAGAAGACUUCGAUUGCGGUCGCGAGACAAAAAUCGGACCCGAUCAAUGUCCUCACGAUGUAGCAGCCCUUCUGAAGGAGUUUUUUCGUGAUCUUCCGGACCCUUUGCUCUGCAGGGAUCUCUACCAAGCCUUCGUCCAUACACAAAAGAUCCGGAACAGGCGACUUCAACAAGAGGCACUUCAGCAUCUCGUUCAGCUGCUGCCUACGCCGAACCGUGAGACGCUCUGGGCACUUUUGAGUUUCCUCAGCGUGGUGGCGGCUAACAGCGAAGAUCAAAAGAACAAGACAGGCGAGUGGAUACCGGGCAACAAGAUGGACACGACCAACUUGGCCACGGUAUUUGCCCCAAAUAUUCUUCAUUGCGUGAAACCUGGACAAAGGUCGGAAGUGUCCGCGGAAAGGGCGGAAGAGAGGAUAGACGUGAUAAAUGUGGUCAGAACUCUUUUGGAACACGCCGCGACGUUAUUUAAGGUGCCAGCCGCUCUUCUAGACGAAGUCUACUUGCACAUGAUGGACACCCAUCCGGCCGAUUUGGAUCUCGCCCUUUCUCGACGUGCCGAAGAGCAAUGCGGAGACGAGGCGGACCCGUGCAGCGAAGCCGAAACCUUCUCGCUCGAGGAGACGCUAACGACGUCGACAACGACCACGGCCGGGACGACCCCGUCUACCAGAAAGAUGUGGACCAGGGAACAGUGUCUGCACCAAACAGCUGGCGUGGGCGGUGAUAUAGGUCCAAGGCCGAGGCGGCCAAAGAGGCCUGGAAGUCGACGAAAAGAGGAAGGCAGGAGCAAUAGCGUGGACAGUGGAUCCAGCGAAGAUCCAGCCGAUCCACGAAGAAAAUCCUCGCCCAUGGUAAUCACCGCCAGUCUUACCAUACCGAUGUCUGGAGCGUUCACAUUGAACCUCGACGAUCCGGACAUUCCUUACAUCGAGGAAACUCCUAAGCAACCCAGUGCACCGCCAAGAAGGCAGAGGCAGCGAUCGAUUUCCGGUUGCAGCGAAGGUGGAAGACACGGAAGCGACAGCGCCGUCGGUUCCUCCGCCACGUUAUCGGGCGAUCAGGUUCCAAGUUCUCCUCCGUCAUGGGCGUCAUCGCCACCUGCCAGCCCUGACAGUGCGGUCACCGCUGUCUCCUACAUCCCCGAUCAGCAGGCCGUCCUCCAAAGGGUGUCGUUCACCACCUCGAGCGAGUUACGUCAAGUGACCAGGUCGAGCAGCAGUCAGGAAACGUCGAGGAGCACCGCGGCCCCGUACACACCCAGCAUCACCAGCAUCGGUGGUGCGGUUUUGAGGUCGAAGACCGCAGACAUCGAGAGGAUGUUGCACAUCUCUAGACCAGAUGCAGGUAUCUCGAUGUCGCAGCAGGGUAAGACCGGCUCUUCAACGUCCUCAGAGAGCAAAAAAUACACGAAGAGACGUUACACGGACUCGAGGCAUCAAACUCGUCACAUCCCCGAUUCCGAUACGUUGGCGGGGAAAAACACGGCUACAGUUUCAUCCUUGCCAUCCGUGACGAUGUCCACUUCGUCUUCGGCGGCUGGCACGCAGAAUCAAAGAACUAGAGCACAGCCGGUCUGGAAACGACGGGAACUGAUUUCCAGCGCGCCCAAGGACAGGGAGGGAUAUCUCUGAAUAUCCCUGUGGGCGAUCGAAUCGAAUGUCGAAGGAUCUCGAUGAACCUUUUUCUUUUAGAACUCGUUUCAAGACAGUUCUAUUAAAAGUUAAGCGCACGAUCAAAGUUUCGCAUUGAUUUUAAAUUGAAAAAAGGGCGUUCCGUAUUACGAUAAUUAAAGAUUCUGCGAGGAAGUUUGUACGAAUGCGCGACCUACUUGAUUACUUGCUUCAGAUCGUAUCUAAGCUUGCACUUAGGUAUGACAUGUAAAAAAGUCGAAUUAGAAAAUUCAAUCUUUAGUCAGCUAUGGUGAAAUACAAAAGACGACAAUAAGAUCGAAUAGUUUGCGCACCCGUACAGAUCUUCCUAUGUUGAAGCGUGUUACGAAGAGGAACCUAAAUAACGAAACACCUUCAUACGUUGCUUGAAUAAUAUUUUGAUAUAGCUUCCGAUGGAUUAUAUUCCAACGAAACAUUGUGCCUUAACGUAUUAAAAUUCCAAAGUAUUACGUAUUCCCCUAAACGAUAAGGUAUUUAAUUUAAGCUAUUUAACGAUUAUAAAGAAUUAGUUUUAUUCGAGCAACGUACAAGUGAAUUACACUUCGGUCGUAUCCAGCUGAAUUAUAUAUUUCUACGCGAAGAAAUUUGAAUUGUGCGCUGGAUAAACUACGAGUGACUUUGAAAAGAAACCCGAGGAGGUCCGGACCGAGCAUACGAUUCGAUCGUCAAAAGUGUCCGUGAAAGAAAAAAAGAAAAAAAAAACAAUAUAGUCACUGCCGAUCAGGCGUGGCCUGGCAAAGUGUUCCUCGACACGUUUCUCGCUUCGAAAGUGUGAUCGACGUAUCGUGGGGUGCCUAUUGGUUCCUAGACUACCGUCCUCGCGCUCGCAAAGAUCUCCGUGACGAAACGCACGACCCCUCUCUACACUCUCUAUCUCCCUUGAUCUUUCUUUUAUCUCGUUUUACCACUUUUCUCGUUCUCUUAACGAGAUUAAUCGCGUGUAACAAACAAAUCAAACGGGACGAUGUUCUACCUUGCGGUUAAUUUAUACGGAAAAGAAAAAAACAAAAUGGAACAUUGAUCUUGUAUGUACGAACGUAACAUUCUGAUGUAGUAGCGACACGUUAGUAGCGAUUUGUAAAUUAUUUUUACUAUUCAAGAUGGAAGGAUUUCCUUCGAGCUUUCGUGGAUAAUUCAUGAAAGCCACAAUGUUAUCGCGUGCACGAUGGAAUCCUCGACGAACCAAAAUGAAAGAAAGAAGACCAGCCUCGAGUCCCUUGAACUCGCGUCGGGCCAUUCUAUCUCUCUGGAUCGGCUGAACAUCGUUGUUGGUUUUGAUGUGACGAAUGAUACGGCGUUGCUCUGUCGAGACGUGGUUCGUCGAUCGUAGACUAUUAUUUUUGUAUAGUUAUUACAAGUACCUAAUCGAACCGGUAGUUUGUGAUCUAGCGAUGACGAGCCAGAGCAGCUAAACUAACGAAUUUCGUCUUUUCGUUUCUUUCUCUCUGUUUCUAUUCCUUCCUUUUUCUCGCCGGGAGAUUCUCUCGGUUCUUUUCGUCUUUCUUUUUUAAAUCGCUCUUCGUUCACGAGAAGUUGUCUUGAAAGAAUUCGUGUACUGCCGUGAGGGACGCGUGGCCCGAAAGACGCUGUUGUUCGUCGUUUAAGUUUUCAUUUUCAGUCUGUAAGCUAAUAAAUGAAGGUUAAUUUUUUUACUA
Messenger RNA from Bombus pyrosoma, 7225 nucleotides. RefSeq lists its product as uncharacterized. Lineage: Eukaryota; Metazoa; Arthropoda; Insecta; Hymenoptera; Apidae. The record is from RefSeq and is a predicted model, not a curated record. The transcript is spliced from 12 exons. Bases 1338 to 5531 code for a protein of 1397 amino acids. Gene Ontology annotation, biological process: signal transduction.